UCAAAGUCACUCCCGGCGUUUCAUUCAUUCAAACUGACCACAGGUCAACCUGCUGGAACCGCGGGAAACCCUCUUCGACUCUCAGAAACACAUCAACAACAAAGGUUUGUCUGGACUUCUGUGCAGAAACAACAGGAUGUGGAACAAGGAGAAGCAGAGUCCGCCUGCCGACCGGGGACAUGCCGUCGCCAUCAUCAUCUUCUUACUUGGUUUGGGAACUCUGCUGCCGUGGAACUUCUUCAUCACGGCCUCCCAGUAUUUUAACGGACGCCUCAUGGUUGCAAACGCCACCUCUAACGCCACGUCAGGCGGCGCCACUAAAGAUUACAACUAUGACAGCUGGAUGGCUUUGCUUUCCCAGCUGCCCCUGCUGCUCUUCACGCUGCUCAACUCUUUCCUGUAUCAGUGGGUGAAGGAACGCAUCCGUGUGGCCUUCAGCCUGAUCUUCAUCUUCCUCCUCUUCUCCCUCACUGCCGCUCUGGUCGAGGUCAACAUGCAGCCAGACACCUUCUUCUCCGUCACCAUGGCAACCGUCUGGUUCAUCAACAUGUUUGGCGCCGUGCUGCAGAGCGGUCUGUUCGGCGUGGUCGGCCUGUUCCCUCCUCGUUACAGCACUCUGUUCAUGAGCGGUCAGGGUCUGGCCGGGAUCUUCGCCGCCAUCGCCAUGCUCUGCUCCAUCCUCAGUAACGCAGACAGAAACUCGGCAGCGCUGGGAUACUUCAUCACUCCCUGUGUGGCCACUCUGGGGACUCUGCUCUGCUACCUGCUGCUGCCACACCUGGAGUUCGCUCGUUUCUACCUGAACAGGAGUCGGUCUGAUAAAGUGGACACGUCGAAGGAACUCCUCAGCAGCACAGAGAAAAAAGAUCUGGAAGCCAAAGGGAAGUUCGUCGGUGAGUCAGAGGAGAGUCAGGAGCGCUCGUCUGUCCUCGCCGUCUUCAAAAAGAUCUGGAUGAUGGCUCUGUGUGUGACGUGUGUGUUUGCCGUCACCCUGUCGGUGUUUCCCGUCAUCACAGUCCGAGUGCAGACCGUCUACAAGGACAACGAAGCCUGGAAACAAGUGUUCACCUGUGUUUGCUGCUUCAUCGUUUUCAACACCAUGGACCUGGUCGGUCGCAGCGCCCCGUCUCUCGUCCAGUGGCCGUCGAAGGAGAGCCGCCUGUUUCCCGUGGCCGUGCUGUCGCGUCUGGUCUUCAUCCCUCUGCUCAUGCUGUGUAACGUGGAGAACCCCAGACUCACCGUCCUCUUCACUCACGACUGCGCCUUCGUCACCAUCAUGGCUCUCUUCUCCUUCUCCAACGGAUACCUGGCGAGCCUCUGCAUGGCCUACGCUCCACAGUUGGUGCGGUACAAGGACUGUGAGACGGCCGGUUCUCUGAUGACCUUCUUCCUGGUCCUGGGUCUCGCUGUGGGAGCGUCUUUCUCCUUCCUACUGGGAAAACUGGUGACGGCUUGACCUCACGAAACUUUUACUGAUCCUCGUUAGGAAACUUUGGUCACUAGCAAAAAAAAAAGUGAAACACCACGUGUGACUGAAGUAAUAUCUCUUAAAAGAAAAAAAAAUGAACCAGAGUAAGAACACUUUGUAUAAAGACUUUUAUUUUGUUAACACAUUCAGAAACAUAUCUGCAUUUUUGCAAACUUUAUUUUUAGUCCAAAUACUGGUGAGAAAAAGGACAGAAACCUUCACAGAGUAAUUUCAUUGAAAAGCGUGUGGAGCAACCUCAGUGUAUUUUUAAGUAAACUGUUCAUGGAUUAUUGAAGGGAAAGUUUAUUAGUUUGUAUUUCUCUGCAGCUAUUAUCAGUUUUAUUUAAAGUCUUUUUAUUUUUAUGACAAAUUAUUUAUAUGUGCUUUUUUUUGUUGAUAUAUUGAUCAACUUAAAUCACAUAUAAAUCAUGUAACUGUAUCCCUGCUUUUAUUGUGAAGACGUGACCAUUUCAAAAGCAGCACAGGAUUUCCAGUCGACACCGUUUCGUCCUCACAGCUGUCACAGCUAAAAUCAACCAUUUUCUCCUUUGGUGCCUUGCUUUAUGACGGCACUGCUUACAUCACAGCGACACAGCGCUCCUAUUGGCUGUAAAGGAAGCUGUGUUGCUGGCUGACAGGUCAACAGAUUAACAGAAGCCUCACACUGAAUUUAUACUUCAUGUUACUGUUUUUAAAAAUUAUUUUUAUUGUAAUUUAUCUUGUUUUGUGUUAUGAACUGUUUUUUAUAUUGACUUUUUUUAUAUUAUCUUUUUAUAUCAUACUGUUGUGCCUGUUUGUAUUGAUUCUGUAUCAGUUUGUUUUUAUACCUGAAAACAUCUUUAUUACUUGCUUGUA
This is a messenger RNA of Seriola aureovittata, 2323 nucleotides long. Its product is annotated as equilibrative nucleoside transporter 2-like. NCBI's taxonomy places the organism in Eukaryota, Metazoa, Chordata, Actinopteri, Carangiformes, Carangidae. Gene Ontology annotation, biological process: nucleoside transmembrane transport; guanine transport; thymine transport. Bases 137 to 1456 code for a protein of 439 amino acids. The transcript is spliced from 13 exons. Gene Ontology annotation, cellular component: basolateral plasma membrane; plasma membrane. Gene Ontology annotation, molecular function: nucleoside transmembrane transporter activity. The record is from RefSeq and is a predicted model, not a curated record.